CAUUUCCUGCACAAAUGAGAAUACCUUCCUGCCUGCUGUGUUUUCAGUGGGUGAGCCCGACGCUCGCAGCUGGCUGGAGCAGCACGUGGUGCCUCAGUACUGGACAGGAAGAGCUCCUCGCUUUUCACACAGUUUGCACUUGCACUCCAACCUGGCUGCAGUCUGGGACCACCACUUGUACACCAGUGAUCCUUUGUAUGUGCCAGAGGAGAGAACACUAGUCACGGAAACUCAGGCUAUACGGGAAACUCUUUGGCUACUUUCAGGAGUGAAAAAGCUUUUUAUAUUUCAGCUGAAUGAUGGAAAAGUGACUGUGCGGAAUGAUAUAAUUUUAACUCAUUUAACCCACAAUUGCCUGAGGUCUGUGUUGGAGCAGAUAGCAGCAUAUGGCCAAGUUGUGUUCAGGCUGCAGAAGUUCAUUGAUGAGGUGAUGGGACACAGCCCAGAAAACAUGGUGCACGGAACAGUUUCCACUCCAAAGAAGACUACUGAAGCCCCGUUCAGAACCUACCAAGCUUUCAUGUGGGCUUUGUAUAAAUAUUUCAUCAGCUUUAAAGAAGAGCUCACUGAAAUGGAAAAAUGCAUAAUCAACAAAGAUAAAACAGUCACACUUUCAAUAGUGAUAGAUAAGUUGUCUCCCAGACUGGCGCAGCUGAAGGUUCUUCAUAAGGUUUUCAGCACAGGAGUAGCAGAAGUGCCUCCUGACACGAGAAAUGUCGUACGAGCAUCUCAUCUGCUUAACACUCUGUACAAAUCUAUCCUUGAACAUGACAGUGUUGGAGAGGCAUCUGAGCAAACGGUGUCCCUUCUGUUUUCUCUCUGGGUUGAAACUGUGAGGCCAUACUUACAGACAGUGGAUGAGUGGAUAGUCCAUGGUAAUUUGUUUGAUCCUGCAAAGGAAUUUAUCAUUCAGAGAAACAAAAACGUUCCAGUUAAUCACCGAGAUUUUUGGUAUGCUACCUACACAUUGUACAGCGUGUCGGAAAAAACGGAGAACGAGGAGAAGAUGAGUGACAAUGCCAGUGCCAGCUCUGGCAGUGAUCAGGCCCCUUCGAGCAGGCAGCACACCAUGGUCUCUUUCCUGAAACCUGUGCUAAAGCAGAUUAUCAUGGCUGGAAAAUCCAUGCAGCUGCUGAAGAACCUGCAGUGCAGAGAGUCUCCGCAGCGCGCGGCGUCGAGGGACGCUGAGAGGAAGAGUUUGUACACACUGUUCCUGGAGUCGGUGCAGUGCCGACUGCGGCGCGGGGAGGAGUCUCCCCCAGGCAGCAUCACCGAGCAGCAGGCCACGAAGCAGAGCCUGAUAAAGAUGCAGUCUAUAGCAGAGAGGCACUUGGAACUGGAUGAUGUCCAUGACCCACUGCUGGCUAUCAAUUUUGCCAGAUUGUAUUUGGAACAGAGUGACUUUCACGAGAAGUUUACUGGUGGGGAUGUGUGUGUGGAUAGAUCCUCAGAAUCCGUGACCUGCCAGACUUUUGAACUGACAUUGAGGUCUUGUCUUUAUCCACACAUAGACAAGCAAUACUUGGAAUGCUGUGGCAAUCUGAUGCAAACUUUGAAGAAGGAUUAUAGGCUUGUAGAAUAUUUACAGGCAAUGAGAAACUUUUUCCUGCUCGAAGCUGGAGAUACCAUGUAUGACUUCUAUACAUCUAUUUUUGACAAAAUUCGAGAAAAGGAGACUUGGCAGAAUGUUGCUUUCUUAAAUGUCCAACUGCAAGAAGCAGUUGGGCAACGCUAUCCUGAGGACAGCACGAGGUUGUCUAUAUCAUUUGAAAGUGUUGAUACAGCAAAGAAGAAACUCCCUGUCCACACCUUAGAUGGUUUGACACUGAGCUACAAGGUUCCUUGGCCUGUGGAUAUAGUUAUAAGCUUAGAGUGCCAAAAAAUUUACAAUCAAGUUUUUCUGCUCUUACUGCAAAUCAAGUGGGCCAAGUACAGUCUAGAUGUUUUACGAUUCGAUGAACUAGUCUCUGCUGCAGAAAACCCACAAGUUAAGGAAGGAGCUUUGUUAGAACAAGGAACACUUCCUCUCUUUGGACCACAAACAGAAAGUAUAAAACAACAAAUACAUCGCAUGUUCCUCCUGAGAGUGAAACUCAUGCAUUUUGUUAACAGCCUGCACAACUACAUCAUGACUAGGAUUCUUCACAGUACUGGCUUGGAGUUUCAGCAUCAAGUAGAAGAAGCCAAAGAUUUAGAUCAAUUGAUAAAGAUUCAUUACAGAUACCUCUCUACAAUCCAUGAUCGAUGCUUGCUGAGAGAAAAGGUGAGCUUUGUGAAAGAAGCUAUAAUGAAGGUGUUAAAUUUAGUCCUGAUGUUUGCAGACCGUUGGCAGGCUGGUCUGGGGGCUUGGAAGUAA
Molecule: messenger RNA, 2356 nt
Organism: Acanthisitta chloris (rifleman)
Lineage: Eukaryota; Metazoa; Chordata; Aves; Passeriformes; Acanthisittidae
Gene: TUBGCP5
Product: tubulin, gamma complex associated protein 5
Exons: 15
Biological process (GO): cytoplasmic microtubule organization; microtubule nucleation; spindle assembly
Cellular component (GO): centrosome; spindle pole; gamma-tubulin complex
Molecular function (GO): microtubule minus-end binding; gamma-tubulin binding
Source: RefSeq, a predicted model, not a curated record